Talaromyces atroroseus is the source of this 1605-nucleotide messenger RNA. RefSeq lists its product as hypothetical. Gene Ontology annotation, molecular function: catalytic activity. Bases 1 to 1605 code for a protein of 534 amino acids. Lineage: Eukaryota; Fungi; Ascomycota; Eurotiomycetes; Eurotiales; Trichocomaceae. The record is from RefSeq and is a predicted model, not a curated record. The transcript has 5 exons.
AUGUCUAUUGUCAGAGUCGACGCUGAGGCGGCGAGCGUAGCUGUAGAGGAUGUCGUGGACAUUGCUGCCAAGGGGGGCAUCAAGCUAUCGGAUCAAAUGGCGGCGGAUUUCGUCACGCUCGUCAGCGGUCUCGAAGCCGUAAUCGCCAACCUGCCGGACGACAGCUGUGUCAUGCCCAUUCCGGACCUCAGCAAGUAUCCACGAACUGAUAUUCACGUCCCCGAGGACAACAAUCUCGGCGGGUGGGCAGCAAAGGUUACUGCAAAAUGUACAGCGCCGACCAGCGACUUGCUCAAGGGCCGAACGAUCGCAUUGAAGGACAAUAUAGCGUUCGCCGGAGUGCCAUGCACAAACGGGACGUCGAUGGUAGAGUGGACACCGAAAGUCGACGCCACCGUCGCGACUCGGGUGAUGGAUGCCGGAGGUACCAUCGUCGGCAAGGCCGCAUGUGAAAAUGCCUGCUUCGAGGGCCUAUCCGCGUCCGCCAGUACCGGCCAUGUACACAACCCUUGGGCUCAGGGGUUCAGUGCUGGGGGUUCCAGUAGUGGCUCCGCCCGCCUCGUUGGGACCGGUGCUGUAGACAUGUCCAUCGGCUGCGACCAAGCCGGCAGUAUCCGAAUCCCUGCGGCUUCCUGUGGAAUCGUCGGGCUGAAGCCGACUUGGGGGAUGGUGCCGUACACGGGCAUCAUCAACCUGGAUGCGGCGAUUGACCACGCGGGGCCGAUGACACGUACGGUUCGGGACUGCGCCUUGCUUCUAGAGGCGAUUGCCGGCCCAGACACAUGGGAUGACCGGCAGCUUUUACUGGAGCUCGAUGACGCGAGGCUAAAGUUUGUCAAACCUGUCGACGAGAUCGUGUCGAAGCCACGAAGUAGAAUGCUGAGUGGCAUCAAGAUUGGAGUUCUCCAAGAAGGCUUCCAGAUUGACGGCCAGGAUGAGAACAUUGUCAAGUGCGUCCAGGUCGCCGUCGACAAGUUCGAAACACUCGGCGCAGAGGUGGCGCCAGUCUCAAUCCCCGAACACAAAUUAGCGUCUCUUGUCUGGAUGAGCUCUCUUGCGCUCCCUUGCGGACGACAAGCCUUGUUGGGCGGGAUGGAAGGAAGAAAGCAGCUGUACAUGACUGAUCGUUUGGCUUUAGUUGGCCCCCGCCUCACUCAGCAGCAGUUCGACUCUCUCGGCCCUGGAGCAGCCAACUUGUAUCUCAACCACCUAUGGUUUUCGGAGAAACACGGACCGGCGCAUCAGGGAAAAUGCAUGAACCUCCAGAAGUUUAUCAGCGACGCCUAUGAUAAGGCACUGAAAGAAUUCGACAUCUUAGCCAUGCCUACACUGCCACAUCCAGCUCCGAAACUGCCGGAGAAUGGCUACGAAGAGGGCAUGCUGAAAUUCGCGAUGAGGACAACGGGCAUGAUAACAAACACAUCACCAUUCGACAAUUCUGGACACCCUGCUCUUUCAAUCCCAGUGGGUUUUGUUCCUGCUAGGGAGGAUGCAAAUGUCAAGCUUCCUGCUGGAUUGCAGCUGGUCGCCCGUAAAUAUUCGGACGUGGAUUGCCUCAAGGUUGCAGCUGCCUGGGAGAAAGCAUAUGACUGGAAGUCCCUGUAG